CGAAGGCUCGACCAAGCACGGGACUAGCGGUACGCCGACGCUACUUCGGCGUUGUGAAGGCGCGCUGAGAGCCUUACGUGUCCUUUAAACGCGCGAUGUCCUGGGUUAAGUCUGUCUCGCACAGCGUGGACGAUGUCUUCGACGUUAACGCGAAAGACAUCAGUUUACAAAACAAGGAAUGGAGCCACAACAUGGAGAAACGAGUUAAGGAUGGCUUUGUGGAAGGGAUUGAUGCUGGGAAGGAGGCGGCACUUCAAGCCGGUUUUAACCAAGGAUUCAAGGAAGGUGUAACACAAACGAAAACCGUCGGGUGUCUCAAAGGAGUAUUAAGUGCUGUGCAGUGUUGGUACAAGUUCAAGUAUCCACAAAGCCCCAUCCCAACCUCAGUGACCGAACUUUUCCAGCGGGUUGUGCAGUAUGAGGAUGCACUUAUGGAUGAAAUGAUGAAAGCUUUGCAGAGCCCUACUCCCAGUGUAAGCGACGUCUCUGAAAGCAUGGAGGAUCUAGAGGUCAACCAGGGAGAUCCAGACUGUAUGGGAGAGGAAUGUAAAGAGGAAAACUGCUGCAGAGGAGAUGGACAAAUGGACCUGAGUUUUCUUGAACGGCCAAAAAGCCUCUCUUUGAGCUCUGAUAAGUGCUGGUCAAAUAUGGUGGAAAGCUCAAACCAGCUCCUGCAAAGCUGUAUUGAUUUAGUUUUAGAACUUGGGUUGCCACAGGAACUGAUUCAGCACUUGGAGGAACUGAGGUGCAAAGAAUGAAUUUUGUGUCAUAAAGACUGGAUUUACUGUGUGCUCACUCGAGAGCAGAUCAAAUAUUUGAUACAGAAAUUUUAACAAAACUGGUUUUAGACUCACUAGUUUCCUAUUGGAUUAAAAUAUAUAUUAUGUAAAAUGUGUUUGCUAUAUUGUUUUUUUUAUAUAUAUAUAUAGUUUCAGCGAGAUAUUUGAAGAAUGACUAAACAUUAUAUUCAGUGUAUAUUAGUGAUUUUCUUUUAUCACUUAAUUGUAAUCCAACACCUUUUGGGAACAAAAGACAAAUGAUUUGUAUAUUUUGUUCACCCCGUGAUGGAUGAAUGGAUAUUUUGUUCACAUUAGUUAACCCUUUCCUUAAAGUUGUUUGAAAGAAAUGUGUCCUUCAGUCUGUUAUAGAGCCAUUACCAGCCAUUCAAAAAACCCAAGAUAGAGAUAAACACCUUUUCUUGUGCUCAAAUUUAGAGACCCAACCUAUAAUUAAAAUAUCCGACUAUGGCAUAACACUAUUAAAAUGUGUAAGGUUUGGGUAAAAAGGGUCAUUUGCAAGGGGAUGAUGAAAAUAAAAUACAUGAAUGU
This is a messenger RNA of Lampris incognitus (smalleye Pacific opah), 1328 nucleotides long. It is a transcript of the gene otulina, whose product is annotated as OTU deubiquitinase with linear linkage specificity a. Lineage: Eukaryota; Metazoa; Chordata; Actinopteri; Lampriformes; Lampridae. The transcript has 3 exons. Bases 96 to 758 code for a protein of 220 amino acids. The record is from RefSeq and is a predicted model, not a curated record.